Messenger RNA from Eublepharis macularius, 4420 nucleotides. RefSeq names its product LDL receptor related protein 12 (gene LRP12). The coding region runs from base 202 to 2772 and encodes 856 amino acids. Gene Ontology annotation, molecular function: low-density lipoprotein particle receptor activity; protein binding. NCBI's taxonomy places the organism in Eukaryota, Metazoa, Chordata, Lepidosauria, Squamata, Eublepharidae. The transcript has 7 exons. Gene Ontology annotation, cellular component: plasma membrane. The record is from RefSeq and is a predicted model, not a curated record.
GAGAGCGCUGCCUGAGCUCAGAGAGGAGGCCGAGGCCGGCAGCUGAAGCGGCGGCAACGGCGGCUCAUGGCUCCUCGAACGGGCGGCUGAGGAGCGAGCGUGUGCGGGGCUGGCCGCUGAGUCCCCACCUCACCCCCGGUGAAGCGGCGGCUGGGCCCUCCGGCAGCGGCAGCGCUUUUGCCCCCCCUCCGCGGUGGUGUUAUGGCCCCUUGCUGGCGCACGAAGGGGUCCCUGGCUUGGAGGUCAGCGCAGCUCCUGCUCCUCGUCGCGUCCUCCUGUUGCGGAAACAGUGCUCUUGCAGAACGUUCAGAAAAUGUGCAUAUUUCAGGAUUGUCAACUGCUUGUGGAGAUAUUCCAGAGCAAAUUAGAGGUCCAACUGGGAUAAUCACUAGCCCAGGCUGGCCUCUCGAAUAUCCUGCCAGAAUCAACUGUAGCUGGUAUAUUCGGGCAAACCCAGGAGAAGUUAUUACAAUAAGUUUUCAGGAUUUUGAUGUUCAGGGAUCACGGCGAUGCAGUUCAGAUUGGCUGACAAUAGGGGCAUACAAAAACAUGGAAGGUUACAGAGCAUGUGGGUCUUCUAUUCCUUCUCCAUACAUCUCAUCACAGGACCAUGUUUGGAUCAGAUUUCAUUCUGAUGAAAGUAUAUCAAGGAAAGGUUUCAGACUGACUUAUUUUGCAGGGAAAUCCAGUGAACCAAGCUGUGACUGUAACCAGUUCCAUUGUGCAAAUGGGAAAUGCAUUCCAGAAUCUUGGAAAUGUAAUAACAUGGAUGAAUGUGGAGACAAGUCUGAUGAAGAAACCUGUGCCAAAGCAAAUCCUCCAACUCCUCCUUCCUUCCAACCAUGUGCAUACAACCAGUUUCAGUGUCUGUCUCGCCUCAAAGUUUAUACUUGCUUUCCAGAAUCUUUAAAAUGUGACGGAAACAUUGACUGUCUUGACUUUGGAGAUGAAAUAGACUGUGAUGUCCCAACAUGUGGACAGUGGCUAAAAUAUUUUUAUGGUACUUUCAAUUCUCCUAAUUAUCCAGACUUUUAUCCUCCAGGGAGCAAUUGCACUUGGCUAAUAGACACUGGAGAUCAUCGCAAAGUUAUUUUGCGUUUCACUGACUUUAAACUUGAUGGUACUGGUUAUGGGGACUAUGUCAAAAUAUAUGAUGGAUUGGAGGAGAAUCCUCGCAAGUUGUUGCGUGUUCUAACUGCGUUUGAUUCACACGUCCCUCUUACAGUUGUUUCUACUUCUGGUCAAAUCAGAGUGCAUUUUUGUGCUGAUAAGGUGAAUGCUGCAAGAGGAUUUAAUGCUACUUAUCAAGUAGAUGGCUUCUGUCUUCCAUGGGAAAUCCCAUGUGGUGGAAACUGGGGCUGUUACACAGAACAGCAGCGCUGUGAUGGUUAUUGGCAUUGCCCAAAUGGAAGAGACGAAACCAACUGCACCAUGUGUCAAAAAGAAGAGUUUCCUUGUUCUCGGAAUGGUGCCUGCUAUCCACGUUCUGACCGCUGCAACUAUCAAAAUCACUGCCCAAAUGGUUCAGAUGAAAAGAAUUGCUUCUUUUGCCAGCCAGGAAAUUUCCACUGCAAAAAUAAUCGAUGUGUGUUUGAAAGCUGGGUUUGUGAUUCUCAAGAUGAUUGUGGUGAUGGUAGUGAUGAAGAGAAUUGCCCAGUCAUUGUUCCCACCAGAGUAAUAACUGCUGCUGUCAUUGGUAGCCUAAUUUGUGGGCUGCUCCUUGUCAUUGCUUUGGGAUGCACUUGUAAGCUGUAUUCAUUGAGAAUGUUUGAACGAAGAUCCUUUGAGACACAGUUGUCAAGGGUUGAAGCUGAGUUGUUAAGAAGAGAAGCACCUCCUUCUUAUGGACAGUUGAUUGCUCAGGGUUUAAUUCCACCUGUUGAAGACUUCCCUGUUUGUUCACCAAAUCAGGCUUCGGUUUUAGAAAAUUUGAGACUGGCAGUGCGAUCCCAGCUUGGGUUUACCUCCAUUAGGCUUCCAAUUGCUGGACGAUCAACUAAUAUUUGGAACCGAAUCUUUAAUUUUGCAAGAUCUCGUCAUUCUGGAUCCCUGGCAUUAGUGUCAUCAGAUGGAGAUGACAUUACCAGCCAGGGUGCUAACAGAGAAGGUGAAAGAACUGGCUCUCACCGAAGUCUCUUUUCAGUGGAGUCUGAUGAUACGGACACAGAAACCGAACGAAGAGACGCAGCAGGCGCAGUUGGUGGGAUUGCUGCUACUUUGCCUCAAAAAGUCCCUCCUGUGACUGCAGUGGAAGCCACUGUUGUCUGUGGAACUUCCUCAGUUCAGAAUGCCAGCAAUAGUGCGGAUAGCGGAAGGGAAGCAGCGAGUGCAGAACACCCAAGUUCCAGUCCAGGACGCCAUCAGUUCUCUAGUGCACUCAGUCGCAUGACUCAAGGGUUACGUUGGGUACGCUUCACUUUAGGGAGAUCAAGUUCAGUAAAUCAGAGCCAAAGUCCUUUGAGACAGCUUGAUAAUGGAGUUGGUGGAGGAAGAGAUGAAGAUGAUGAUGUUGAAAUGCUAAUUCCAGUUUCUGAUGUAGCAUCGGACUUUGACGUGAAUGACUGCUCAAGACCUCUGCUUGAUCUCACCUCAGACCAAGGACAAGGGCUUCGACAGCCGUAUAGUACAACACAUAAUGGAACACGAUCCUGUAAUCGGGAUGGUCCCUGUGACCGCUGUGGGAUGGUACAUACUGCUCAGAUACCUGACACUUGCUUAGAAGCAACACUGAAAAAUGAAACUAGUGAUGAUGAGGCUUUGCUACUUUGUUAAGAGUACGGAUUGAAUGGUUGAGAUUGUAUGCAAGUUGGAGCAAUAUUGGUGAUUGUUUUGUACUUCAUAAAGAAAACUGGGGGGGGGGGGGCGUGUUGUUUCCAAAAAAAGAAUCCAGGGCAAAUCAUGAUACUUAAAAACAUUGUGCAUGACUUAACGAAUCUGUCAUGUGGGCAUUUAAUGCAAAAGUUUUCCCAAUUCAGCAUACAUAAUGUACAUCUUUUACAAUGUGGUUAUUCUUUAAAGGUUAUCUUCUGAGGACUUCUGUCACAGCUAUGCUUUGUUUUUUUAAAGCUUGUUCAGAGAAGUGACCCUACGUAGCAUCUUUAUGACGUAAGAAAUAGCAAGCAACAAAAGAUCUUUGAGGAGUUCUGCAAUAUGCAUAUUUCAGACUGUCAUCUGACGGUUUGCAUGUUGAAGAACUGCAGACGGUUAGCAUGCAUCUGUUCCUGGUUCCCUUUCACAUACUUUAAGGAUUAAGACAGGAUGAGAUAACAUGGGAAAUGAUCCUCAACAUCAGAUAGGUUUAACGUGGUGUGUAAUUCACAACAGAAAGUUGGCUGCUCAACUACUUUUGGCUGCCUGACACUCACUCCAGGUUAACUGGCUAGUUUGUACAGAAUAUUUAUUCCCCUUUGAAGUCAAAUCCAAUGUACUAUUGCCAAUAUAAUUUUAACUGAACAUACUAAAUGCUGAUUAUUUCUAAAUAUUUUUUCCUUUUGUGGUUUAUAAUAUUUUCUCUAAUUGUUAUUGAAUGUCAUCAUGUUGAGCUUUUUCAAAGGGGUGAGAGACUUUCUCCAACACGCUAUAUAUUUUUUUCUUUUAAGAGUUCAGAAAGCAGUUAACUUAGAUAUACUGAUGGCAAAAAAAAUCUUUUGUAGUUUUUAUAACAUUGACUUUAAUAAGUUGCUCUAGUAUGGUACAACCAAAUAAGGUGUAAAAUUCAAAGUAACUUUUCCAUCUGUCUUUCAAGAUAGAUGACUGAAGCAGUUAAAAUAUGCAUUAAUUCUUGUAUAUAAUGUGGGUUUUUUAAGCUGAAACAGGUACAUGUUACUCAAGAAAAUAUGUUCCAACUGCUAAUGGAUCUUUUCCCUAAUAGGGUUUUAAUUUGUUUGGUCUAAAGGGAUUUGCACUAAAAUUAUAUUAAAGUCUCUGAAGAGCUUAGUGCACAAGCACUAUCACUUUACUAUUCUCUAAUACAGCAAUUAUUAUUAUAUAUAUAAAUAUUUCUAUGGCUCUGGUCUUAAGUUCUUGCUUUCAUCAGUCAUUGUUUCUGCAAUUGAAUUUGCUUUACUAAUUUCCUAUUUAUUCAUUGUAUUUAAGAGCUGGUUUAUCUGGCAUCAGUUGUGCUUUUUUUAAAAAAAAAAUUCAGUGUAUUUCAAGGGGUUUUUGUUUGUUUGUUUCAUCACGUUGUCGAUGCAAAACAUGCCAUUGGGAGACAAAUGUUCAUAGUUUUCAGUUUUGUGACCAGUGGGUGUUUGUUAUUACUAGAUCAUAUCGAGAAUCUACAUCUUUUAAGGAGGUUGAAAAAUUUGUCAGUUGCUGUUCUAUUUAUUCUUUGCCAGUCUAAUAGGCUUAAUGAUUUAGUACGAAAAGUGUAUUUGUGUGACUGUGUGCUAUUUAUUAAAUUUCACAUAAUUUUGCUGAA